AUUGUGUAUACAUUUAUUAUCUUACAUCUGUGUUUGCAAACGAUCUUAUAUUUAUUGAACUAAUCUGUCUAUUUAGGAAGUAAGACUACGUGUGGUGUACAUGUGUAAUUUAUUGUUCAUUAUAAAAUAACUACAAAAUGUAUUACUCGACGCAAUUUGGUGUCGCUGCACGGCAUCUUUCGUUGCAAAUACUCAGAAAUCGCUCAACAACGAAAUUGGCAGACACAUUGGCAGCUACCAAAGAGAGAAAAUGCGUGUCAAUUAACAGUAAUGAUAUAAUAACUGCCUCUAUGACGCCACCACAUUUAAUGAGCGCAACUGUGACGAAAGCAAUGCCAUUGUUGGAAACGGCAAAUUCUGAGAUAGUCGCAGAAAGUUUGGAGAUAUCUACGCCCAAGGCUGUACCACGUGCUUAUGUGGAUAAAACGCUUCGUCCGUUCGAGGAGAUUCCUGGCCCGGCAAUACUGAAGUUAUGGGAAAAAUACUGGAGAUACGUGCCACUCCUGGGUACGCAACUGUUUUGCAGUCUGCUAAACAACAGAUUUACCCAGGGACGAUUGUCCUGGAAUCGCAAUGUUACGCCCAUUAAGUACUUGUUUGACCAGUACGGAUGUGUUGUGCGAAUUAAUGGACCGUUUGUGAAUGAUAUAGUUAUGAUUCAUAGACCCGAACAUAUAGCUGAAGUUUUGAGACAGGAGAGCAAAUCACCUAUUCGAAGUGGCAUUGAUAUUCUUCAGCACUAUCGUCUCAACCAUUGCAAAUAUCGUUCCGCUGGAGCAUUCUCUUUGCAAGGCUCAGAAUGGUUAAAAAUAAAGGAAAAAAUUGACCAGCCGUUGCAGGAAACUAUUUCGGAUUAUACUGGAAAACUAAGUUCAGUGUGUGAUGAAUUUAUCAAGAGAAUUCGUAAUAUACGCAAUCGACAAGAUGAGGUACCAGCAAAUUUUCACCAAGAACUCACCGCAUGGGGUAUGGAAUGCUUCUAUGGGAUAAUGUUUGAUAGUCGUCUCGGUUUCCUCGAUCCUACCUCGAAUUCAGCAUCUGAAGUCACAAAGAUUAUUGAUGCAUUAAAUACUGCUCACACAUAUAUGAGUCGUUGCGAAACCGGAUUUCAAGUGUGGAGAUUCUUCGAAACUCCAUUUGCGAAAAAACUUUUUACAGCUUGCGACGUUCUUGACGAGAUUAUUGGAAAGUAUAUUCACCAAACGCAGAACAAAUUGCAAACUUCAUCGCUUUCAAAGCAAGAAAAACUCACGAAUGAGAAGAGACAUUCAUCACUGCUCGAAAGAAUGUUAAUUCAGCGCAUUCAUCCGGAUGAUAUUUCCACUCUCAUAAUGGACACGAUAAUUCUAGGCGUGCAGGCUGUUAUUAAUUGCGAAGCGUUCUUGCUUUAUUUCUUAGCAAAGAAUCCUAGAGUGCAACGACGGCUGUAUGAUGAAAUAAUUUCUAUUUUAUCUAAAACAGGAUCUGUUAUGACAAAAAAAAGCUUGGACGAUAUGUUAUAUUUAAAAGCAUGCAUAAAGGAAAGUCUUAGAUUGCGACCUGCAUUUCCUUACUUGACGAGAUUAUUGUCCUCGCCAAUAUCAUUACACGGAUACAUGAUACCGAAAGGAACUUUUGUCAUAAUGGCGAAUCAAAUAACGUCACAGCGUGAGGAACAUUUUGAAGAUCCUGAAAAAUACCGACCAGAAAGAUGGUUGAAUCAAAAUGAACACGGUCAGGAAUAUACGUGUCUACCUUUCGGAUAUGGUGUACGAUCUUGUCUAGGAAAAGAUAUCGCUGAAACACAAAUGAUGCUGAUUACUGCAACACUGAUAAAAGAAUUUAUGGUCGAGUACGAUUAUGCUGAUAUUCAAAGUCGAUUUUUUAUGGUAAAUGUACCAGAUAAACCACUACGUUUUCGGUUCAUAGAUAGGAAUUAAAAAAACAAUGAAAAAUAUGAAACUCGGACAAUCGGAUAAACCUAAAAAGCAGAAUAAUUAAUUAGAUAUUAAAAGAUGCAUUUUUGUUAAGAUAUAUAGUAUUACGUAUUUCCUGUACACAAAUUUGUAUAAACAAGAUAAAAA
Molecule: messenger RNA, 2063 nt
Organism: Linepithema humile (Argentine ant)
Lineage: Eukaryota; Metazoa; Arthropoda; Insecta; Hymenoptera; Formicidae
Product: Cytochrome P450 12a5
Molecular function (GO): heme binding; iron ion binding; oxidoreductase activity, acting on paired donors, with incorporation or reduction of molecular oxygen
Source: RefSeq, a predicted model, not a curated record